AUGUCCUCUGCAAAGAAAAUCAUCGCUGUUGUCGGCGCCACCGGCACCCAAGGCUCCUCAGUAGCCCAAACCUUCCUCACCCUGCCCAACUGGCACGUCCGCUGCUUGACUCGGUCGCCCUCCUCUGAGAAAGGCCAAGCACUCGCCACCCAAGGUGCAGAGGUGAUUCAAGCAGACCUGAAUGAUCCAGAGUCGCUACGUCAAGCCUUCGCUGGCGUCCAUGCCAUCUUCCUUAAUACAGAUUUCUGGGAACCAUACCGUCGCGCCAUCGCCUCCGGCACAGAGGCCGCAGCCAGCGCCAAAAUCGGAUACGAUGCAGAAGUCAAGUUCGGAAAGAACGCAGUUGAUGCCGCACUGCAUGUCCCAACACUGGAGCGAUUUGUCUACUCUGCAUUGGGCCCGAUGAACGCUGCUUCCGGAGGCAAAUACCCAUACUCUUACCACUGGGAGACCAAAGCGUACUUGGCGGACUAUAUCCAGGGUACCCAGCUUGGAAAACUGAGCUCCUUCAUCUACAUCGGUGGUUAUCUCACCAAUAAAUUCCUCUACCCGAAGUUCCGGAAGGAGGUCGGAGGGUACGCUCUUGUACUCCCGGCAAGCAAGCAGACCCGUAUCCCUGUUAUUGAUACUGCUCGCUCGACGGGCCCGUUCGUGAAGGCUUUGGUUGAGGAAGAGGCCCCUGGAACCAAGCUGCUGGCUUAUGAUGAGUACCCGACUUUCGAGGAGAUUAUCAACACUUGGUCCAAGGUCACAGGUAAACAGACUAUGUUCAUGCAGAUGGAUAUGCAAGACAUGCACGAGAAAUUUGGUGUGCCGAUUGAGGUUCUUGGGGGCCCUGCUUUCCUGGGCGAGUAUGAUUACUGCGCUGGUAUCUCGGGUGUUAUUGAGCCAGCUCAGUUGAAAUCUCGAGUAGAUGUGAAGAGCUUUGAGGAGUCGCUGAAAGGCUUGGACAUGGACUUCUUACUGGGAACGAAAGAAUCAAUUUAG
Molecule: messenger RNA, 987 nt
Organism: Penicillium pulvis
Lineage: Eukaryota; Fungi; Ascomycota; Eurotiomycetes; Eurotiales; Aspergillaceae
Product: NmrA/HSCARG family protein
Exons: 1
Coding region: 1-987 (328 amino acids)
Source: RefSeq, a predicted model, not a curated record